Molecule: messenger RNA, 1530 nt
Organism: Clarias gariepinus (North African catfish)
Lineage: Eukaryota; Metazoa; Chordata; Actinopteri; Siluriformes; Clariidae
Product: patatin-like phospholipase domain-containing protein 2
Exons: 7
Coding region: 1-1044 (347 amino acids)
Biological process (GO): lipid homeostasis; triglyceride catabolic process
Cellular component (GO): cytoplasm; lipid droplet; membrane
Molecular function (GO): triacylglycerol lipase activity
Source: RefSeq, a predicted model, not a curated record
AUGUUCACCUCAAAUAAUGAGUGGACUAUUUCCUUUACUGGUUGUGGAUUUUUGGGAAUUUAUUAUUUUGGAGUAUACAGUUGUCUGUUGGAACGGGCUCAUCACCUAAUUGAAAGUACCAGUAAGAUUUGUGGUGCUUCAUCAGGAGCGCUGAUCGCAGCCAUGGUAGCAUGCCAAAUGACACCAGCCAAGUGCUGUGAAAAUCUGAUGACAAUAGCCAAAGAGGCACGGAAAGGCAUGCUGAGCUCCAUGCAUCCCUCCUUCAACCUGUUGAAGUUAACCAGACAGCUGUUGGUCCGAGAGCUGCCUGAUAACGCUCACCUCCUUGCCAGUGGGAAACUGUGUGUGUCGCUGACACGCCUUUCAGAUGGGAAGAACGUGGUCAUAUCGGAGUUCACCAGCAAGGAUGAUCUCGUUCAGGCUUUAUUUUGUAGCUGUUUUUUCCCCAUAUACUGUGGAGUGGUGCCACCUAGUUAUCAUGGCACACGCUACGUCGAUGGCGCUUUGAGUGACAGUGUUCCAUAUUCCGGUCUGAAGAACACCAUCGUUGUCUCGCCAUUCUCUGGUGAAAGUGAUAUCUGUCCAUAUGACAACCCAGUCUACUGCCAGGAAGUGAGACACUGCAAUAUGAGCCUUAACAUCAACUUGGCUAAUGUGCACCGUGUUGUCCAAGCGUUUUUCCCGCCAGAACCUGAGGUUAUGGCAGAGAUUUGUCACAACGGAUACAAAGAUGCGCUCAUGUUUCUUAAGAAAAAUGAUUUCUUGGAAAAGGACUCGUUUAUUUCUGAACUUAGAAUAAAUCAUAGACAAGAAAAGUGCCCCUGGUCCAAGACACACAAUUACACACGGCACCGUGAACUGACACCAUCUGAACAGAGCUGUGUGCUGGAUAAACAGCAGAUUAAUCUCCUGCCUGAGUCGAUCCAACAAGACUUGCUGGAUGGAUGUUGGAGAUGGUGUCUGAUCUUCUGUGGCUGUGAGAAGUCAUCUCGAAAGGAAGCAUUGUUGUGGAAGAAACCAUCCAGCGAAAGGUUUUUACACUGAACAGGAGAACUCGUACAGAUGUCGAAAAAACAAAAGGACAUCCUCUUGGAAUUUUAUCAGCAUAAUCCCACUGAAUGUUUCGACUCGCUUGUUUCAUAGGCGGCUGUACACCUGUGAACGACAAUUCCAGCCAAGUUUGCUGCUGUCCCAGUAAGUGGAACGCUCUCAGGAAAAAAGAAAAAAAGACCUGGUGUGAUCACCAAAGGCGUUCUGUUUUUGUUGGACUGACUUCAUACUGCCCACUGUACCACUUGCACAUUACAGGAACUCUGCUGUGGGGUUUUUGCCACAUCCCCCGUACAGUCCUCUACAGUCCCCCAAGCCAUUGCCACAUGUCUGGGCCAAUAAAGGAGUUCCUGGGAGGCCAGCGUUUCAAACGUGAAGCAGACAGUCUGAUCAUGGCAGGGGCUGGGUGUAUGAAAAAAUAUUUUCUAUCUUAAUAUUUUCCAAGCACUAGUGAAACACUGGGAUAAGCGCAUCAGUGUA